Hydractinia symbiolongicarpus is the source of this 3328-nucleotide messenger RNA. RefSeq names its product leucine-rich repeat-containing protein 63-like. NCBI's taxonomy places the organism in Eukaryota, Metazoa, Cnidaria, Hydrozoa, Anthoathecata, Hydractiniidae. The transcript has 13 exons. The coding region runs from base 156 to 1712 and encodes 518 amino acids. The record is from RefSeq and is a predicted model, not a curated record. Gene Ontology annotation, molecular function: protein binding.
ACGUAAUUUUCAGCGUUCUUUGCCAAAUAUCCGAGAUCUCGGUCAUGCGGGAUAUCUCGGUGGACUGAGUUUCCCGGUCUCAUAUAAAAAGGCCCUAAGGAGCUCGGCUCUGGCGUCGUUUGUUUUCAUUGUUGCUACUAACCAAUCUGUCAAACAUGGAUAAAAAAGAAAGCGAAAGCAUUUUACAGAGAAGACCUCUUCCACCUAAACAAAGUAAAGAAGAAUGGAGAUUAAACAUUCUGAAGAACUGUGAGCGAAACAAAAAGCAAAAAUUAGCUAAGAAAAAGAAUUACUUACCACCAGGAAGAAGAGACCAACAAAUUCUUGACCAUGGAAUUUUAAACUGCUUGAAACCGCUUGGUCCAAGCCCUUUUCAACCAAGGUUGCCUAAGAAGACACCAUGGCAAUUAACUAAACGAAAGAUUGAUGCACCAGUUGAAAGUCAUCAAAUGGUGCACGCAUUACCUUCAAAACAAAAUGAAUUUGUGAAAGAUAAUACUAUUUCUGACUGUACCCAUCAACCAGUUAGUAAAAAUGAAUUUAUGAAAUAUAAUUCGAUUUCUGUUCCAAAUGAAUUUAGCAGUAUAGUUGCACCGGCAAAUAGUCAAACAUUACAUGUUUUGGAUUUAAAUGAGAUGGAAAGCCUUACAGAAGUUUCACCAAGGAAACCAUGGAGGAAAAGCUUGCUUGAGGAACAAGCUGAAGAAAAUUAUAAUCUUAGCGAAGAAUGUGCUAUUCCACAUGUGUGCACGAAAGAUAAAAGCAUUUCUCAUUCUUCAUGUCGCAGUCGCUAUAACAUCUGCAUCACAAACUCAACGAAUAGCACCUUCUAUGUUUCUGAGGAGGGUUUAUCACAGGAUAGUAAAAAUGACAUCGACUCAAGAAAGGAGAUCUUAUCAAACAUCCUCACUAUAGAAUUUGGUCAAGAUACUGUAUCACGUCUUGUCUUGAAUGUAGAUGAAACAAAGCUGUACUUAAAGGGUUACUUUCUUGAUAUGUUUGAAGAUGUUCCUGAUCAGUUGUUGGCGACACUUUCUUCAGUUAAUUUAUCAUUUAAUAAUUUUAUGGAAAUACCAGAAGUGUUAUUUACAGCAAAAAAUUUAAUAUCCUUAAACAUGAGAAAUAAUCCAAUAAAGUCCAUCUCUGGAGACAUAAAGAAUUUGGUAAAAAUAAAAUAUAUGAAUUUUUCUUUCUGCUGUUUGAACGAACUUCAAGAUUGUGUUUUGAAUUUAAGUGAAUUGGAAGUGCUCGACGUCUCAUAUAACUGUAUUCCAAGGCUAAACAAAAGCAUCAAAAAUCUCGUGUCGUUAAAAGAGCUCUACCUAGAUGGGAAUUUUAUACGUCACUUUCCAACGGAACUGCUUCAGCUUUCUCUAACAAGUUUUAGCUGCCAAACAAAUUUCUUGCACAAAUAUUUUUGGAAAGAAAGCGUACCGCCGAUACUUCAGAGUUUACGAGAUGUUGCACUGACGUGCGUGUGUAAGAAUCACAACUUGGACAAACUACCUUUGGAUAUAAAGCAGAAGAUUGGUGAAUGCGGAAUCUCACCCUGUGAUUAUUGUGACCAAUUAAAACCUCACGAAGGUAUUCCUGUGUUAAAACCAGUUGCAGAAAUAUUUGGUAUCAAAAAUCUUCCUCUGCUUUUUCAUGUGUGUUCACAGAGCUGCAGAAGAAGUUUGUUACUUGCCUCACAUUUGAAUGAUAUGAAAUGAUUUUCAUCACAAAUUUAUAAAUUAUUUAGAAGAACGCUGUUUGGCUGGGCUACACAUCUACAAAACAGACCCUUUGUAGCCUAUCGGUUGUGAAGUUUUGAAGAGGUGAUUCUGCUUCCCUACUGCAUGAAUAAACAUGUGAACAGCAUGCAAGUAACUUCUAGCUUGGCUAGAGUAGGGCGGUGAAAAAGAAGGCGAGAUCUGUAUAUGAUUAAAAUGAAUAUGUAGCUAAAAAUUUUUAAAAAAAGUAAGCUCAAUUAUGUUUUUGAUAGAUAUUAUACCCCUAUAUUUUUGAAAUUCAGUGACAAUAUAAAAUGAAGGCUUAGAAGAAGAGCUUUAUUCUUUACGUCUCCACCGUCUUGUUUAAUACGAUACUUCGUGUAUUCACCGUCUUGUUUGAUGACUAAUCAGAAGCGGGUGUAGGGCCACCUUUGAUGUAUAGCUUAAAGGGAAUGGGAAUGUAAUCCUUGUCCUCUUUUGACAUGCAAUUUCCACGUGUACAAGUAUUGGUGAUUCUUUAAUUCAAUCUUUGAGCCAGCAAAUUCCCCCUUUUAAACUAGUAGAGACAUUUUCUUAAAGUUGGGUUCACAGCCAUUCGUGGUAGUCGUUCAAAUAAGGAGAAUACAAAAAAUCUAUUCGUUGCUAAUAAAAUAAUGCAGUUCACACUAGCAAAAAAAUUUCAGUAUUACACUCAAUAAUAAAAUAUUCAAUGUUUAAAUUAAUUAUUGCAAACGAAAGUUUAGCUUUUCUUUCUCAUCAACUUUGUUUUCAUUUUGAAUUUCCAAACCUCCUUUUAAAUUUGUAUUAGUUCAUUAUUCCUAUUUGCCGUAUUAGUUGAACUUUCUUCCAACUACUGCGGCGAAUGCUGGCAUAUGAGAUAAAAAUUACGUAGUAUGCUAAAAAUAAAUAUUGCGCAUGUACAUAUUCAUGACGAAAAAAGUGUGAACCCGUCUUUCAACUUUGCUGACAACAUGGUUUUGUUCGAUGCGUUUCCCUCUACCCCAUCCAUUCUAAAGGUUUAUCUCUUUGAGAUAAACCUUUUGAACUGGUAGAGGAAUAUUCAAUUGCUGAUAGGAAGCAAGAGGUAAGCAGCUCAUAUCUCAGAUAACUAUUUAAAAAGGGUUUAUUCCUUCAUUACUGAAUAUGGGCCAAAUAUCUUGUAGGAAUUUGUCAAUUUUUAGCAACACUUUUGUGCAAGAGGUGGUAUGUAACAUUUAAAAAAAAUUCUGUCAUACUAUUGCACAAUCCAUAGAACUUAUGAACUACAACAGAAUGCGCAUGAAAUCAAAGUAGAUGCAACACUAAUUUCAUGAUUUAUAUAUUUUAAUUAUAGGACUCAGACAUUUGUCAAAAAUGGCCUAAAAAGACCAACAUAAGGAAAAAUCUAGUAAUUUUGGAAACCUCACUUCCUGCCUGUAGUGCCUGACUGUAAAAGUACAUGACUCUUAAAUUAAGGAAUACGGCGGUUGUUCCUAACAAGAAAAAAUUUGGCAACAUUAUAUUUCAAGUCCAUAUAUAUACAAAAGAUGAACAGUGCAAUAAUUCAAUUUAUUGUUGAUUGCGAAAAAAUUAGAAAUAAACAAUGACGUAAAAAAAACCCCAAAAACAGAAUUCCU